AUGUUCUCCAUCUCUUGCCUUGCCUGGUUGGAUGCCCUGCGAGGUUUCAGCGGGGCCGAGAAGAUUGCAUAUUCCGAUGAAGUCCGCCGCUGCGUCCUCGACGCCGGCGACUGGAGCCUGGAGACUUUGGUUGGCUGUCCAAGUGACAUCUUCUUCGAAAUUGGCAAAGUCCUCAAUGCUGGCAAAGAACAUUACAACGGGACCCGCACGAUGGAAGACUUUCGGCCGAUUCUGGACGCUUCUGAAGCUUACCUCAGAAGCUGGAGUGCAGACCAAGUGGUUUUUCCUACAGCAGACGCUGAGUGGAAGCUGCUUGCGGAUGCCUAUCGGCAUGCAAGCAUCCUUAGAAUCCUCCGCUUUCCCCAGCCACUAGAUUCGUACCCGCCAGAAGAGCCGAUCAUCCAGGAGUCGGUCGCGGCGAUAUUAGACGCGGCUGCAAAGAUACCCAUGGACUCGCCGUUUUACAAACGUCUCCUCUUUCCGCUCUUCCUGGCGGGUGCGGAUACCAGUUCACCGCACCAAUAUCACUACGUACACUUGUGCAUCAACGAAAUCAAAAGAUCAACGGGUUUCCAGCACCAAGCCAUGACAGACCUUUUGAAAAAGGUGUGGGACGUUAGGUCUGAGAAUCCGGAAGGACAGAGGAACGUCUCGUGGACGGAAUGGACCUGUUCUGCUUCGCUGAAAGUUCAGCAUGCUUUCUUGUUCUUUUAG
Molecule: messenger RNA, 714 nt
Organism: Lasiodiplodia theobromae
Lineage: Eukaryota; Fungi; Ascomycota; Dothideomycetes; Botryosphaeriales; Botryosphaeriaceae
Product: Galactoside o-acetyltransferase
Exons: 2
Coding region: 1-714 (237 amino acids)
Biological process (GO): positive regulation of transcription by RNA polymerase II
Cellular component (GO): nucleus
Molecular function (GO): DNA-binding transcription factor activity; transcription cis-regulatory region binding
Source: RefSeq, a predicted model, not a curated record